AUGGCGGCGCCUAGUCAGACUUCAGUACUCGACAUCAGUGGCCGCUGGCGCUUCAACCGAAAGCUCUCUGAUAAUAUGAAGGAGGCAUACAAGAUGCAAGGGACAUCUUUCUGGACUCGGAAGCUCCUCUCCUUCAUGACCAUUGAGCAGGAAUACAUCAAGCACCCUUAUUGCUUACCCUUCUCCGACGAUGUGGUCUUUAGCUUUCAACAGACCGUCCGCCGCCCCUGGUUUGGUGGCUUCAGGUUCAACAUUCCCAUGAACGACAGCAUGUACAUCUUGGACAACGAGGACCGAGCCGUCGUUCUUCCCGCGCCACUAGGGCCGGUGCGUGUACGAUGUCGGUAUGAUUUUGUCAACAGAACACCAACGUACACAACAGGGGAGAAAAUGACAACGGAAAAGAGCGGUGCUCAGAUCGGACAGAUGGCGUUUGAGUCGAGAAUGGAGACGGAUCCUGAUGUCGGCCUACCGGAACGGGCCGUCAUGAUCGAGGUGAUGGAGAGUUUGAGUCAGUUGGGCAAGGGCGCUGGAUGGAGGUCGAGUGUCGAAUGGGGCUUCGAGGUGAUUGCUGGGGAGAAAAGGCUGGUCAAGUGGGCCGUAACCGUGAAAGGGAGCCAAGUAGCCAAGGUGAAGAUGGUGUACGACUAUGUUGGGGAGCCUAUUGCACGCUCUGGCCGUGGCCAUGUGUAA
Molecule: messenger RNA, 693 nt
Organism: Podospora anserina S mat+
Lineage: Eukaryota; Fungi; Ascomycota; Sordariomycetes; Sordariales; Podosporaceae
Exons: 2
Coding region: 1-693 (230 amino acids)
Source: RefSeq, a predicted model, not a curated record